AAUCACACCAGGAGGUGCUGCAUGGAAGAUUGAACCAGACUGUACACUUCCCUCUGAAUAUCGACAUCAGUCAGACAAAUCAAGUCUUUAAUUUGGAAUGGCGAUUCAUCCAGGACAAGAUACCAAGUUCAAUCCUUACAUUUUCACCCAACUCCCUGCACCCCUUCAUCUCACAGACCUUCGAAAACAGAGUGAAUUUUUCCAGGACUAAUGCAGAAUUAUUUCUGAAAGACAUUCAAAUUGCAGAUGAAGGGAUUUAUGAACUUGAAGUUACAACUGCAGAUGGGAUACCAACUAAACGCUCAGUGUUUCUAACUGUAAAUGUCGCUGUGUCCAGUCUGAGAGUUGGAAUGAAUCCUGAAGCACCCCAGACCGGUGAUAAUGUGACUCUGGAAUGCUCUGUUCAACUGGGGAAUCUUGUCCGAUACAGCUGGUACCGAUGUGACCUGCCUCUGUCAAAUGGAAUGAACUAUCACCUGUCACAGAACAACUGUUCGCUGACCCUGCUGAAUGUGCAGGACUCUGAUGUUGGUGCCUAUCAGUGUAAGGCAGAAAAUCGCAUCAGCUCCAAACACAUAGACUUUAUCUUCCAGCUCUGCCUACCAUCAAAAGAAAGCACAGUGGAAUCUAAGUACCUGGGAUAUGGUGGCUAUCCAGGAUAUAUUGGGUACAUAAUUCUCAUUAUCUUGUGCUGCCGGAGGAAGAAACAAACAAGAAAACUGUCAAAAGAGAGUGAAACUAUUUAUGAAAACACCCACAUAGUAAAAUAAAGAGUUGGCUCUUACUCGUGUGAAUAUCCCAAGAUGUUGUGUACACAGCAAUGAGUAAAUGAAGCAUUAAAGACAAUUCUGCAGCUCUGC
Molecule: messenger RNA, 860 nt
Organism: Amblyraja radiata (thorny skate)
Lineage: Eukaryota; Metazoa; Chordata; Chondrichthyes; Rajiformes; Rajidae
Product: junctional adhesion molecule C-like
Exons: 4
Coding region: 351-770 (139 amino acids)
Source: RefSeq, a predicted model, not a curated record